Bipolaris zeicola 26-R-13 is the source of this 2394-nucleotide messenger RNA. RefSeq lists its product as uncharacterized. Gene Ontology annotation, biological process: mitotic DNA replication checkpoint signaling; DNA replication initiation. NCBI's taxonomy places the organism in Eukaryota, Fungi, Ascomycota, Dothideomycetes, Pleosporales, Pleosporaceae. The record is from RefSeq and is a predicted model, not a curated record. Bases 1 to 2394 code for a protein of 797 amino acids. Gene Ontology annotation, cellular component: nuclear origin of replication recognition complex. Gene Ontology annotation, molecular function: ATP binding; ATP hydrolysis activity; DNA replication origin binding. The transcript has 3 exons.
AUGGCUCCCAUUAAACGCUCCAAGGUAGACAAGGCACGGCAAUACCUCUCUGGCGGCGCGGUGCUCCGUGAAGACUCGGACGAUGAGCUAGGCUACGAGGACCACCCAUGGGAAUGGAUCUACCAGGACAGUGUCGCCGACGAUACCCAGCCGAAUCAGAAUGCGACACCACGGAAGAGAAAAGCAGCCCCCGAACCGCUGGGAAGACACAUAGUGGGUGCACGCAUGGGCAGUUUCAAAUGCAAAGUCGGCGACGCUGUCCUGCUCAAAGCAGAAGGAAACCAAGCAUGGGUGGGCAUCAUCUGUGACUUUUACGAAGACGCCGAUGAGGACGAGAAGAUGGCAAAGUUCCUAUGGUUCUUCUCCGAAAAGGAGAUCCGAAACCAGAACAAGAAGCGCACCGAUUUCCUUCCUAACGAGCUGUACAUAUCGGCUGCAUUCGACGACAACCCGCUGGCCUCCAUCAACGGUACGGCCAAGAUAUAUUCCCUGGAGCGAUACCAAGAACUAUACCCAACAGGGGUUAAGAAGUCCUCCAAGGACUAUGGCAAGGUAUUCGUCUGCAGGAGAGGCUGUAACACACGAACGACGACAUAUACACCCGAGUUUAGGUGGGAGAAUAUUUACAACAGCGCCGAAGAUAUUCAAGCCCUGGUCGACCUGGUCGAGAGCCAAACAAAGGCCACAAGGAAAGGUCCGGGUCGGCCAAAGAAGCAGCUGCAAAAGGACCUGGAUGAAUUCGUGGUUCCAGAUGCAGCGCAUGAAGGCCAGCCCGAAACUCCGCGGAAGCGCCGGAAACUUUAUGAUGCGACUACGCCCACUUCGACCAAGAAGAGUCCGGCAGCCCGCAAAUUCCUUACCCCAUCACACAAGAGAAUUGUCGUGAAGAAGCAAUUAGAGUUUACCCCCCUGGGGACACGCGUACUCGACCCCUCUACCCUAAAUUCGCCGUUCCAGAUUGCUCGCAAUCAACUCCAUGUAUCGUCAGUACCGGCCGCCCUACCCUGUCGGGAGGAGGAAUUCUCUACCGUCUACAGCCACUUGGAGGCUGCCAUCACUGAAGGAUCAGGGUCUUGCAUCUACAUCUCGGGCACUCCGGGCACUGGAAAGACGGCGACGGUGCGUGAGGUCGUGGCACAGCUGCAGGCGUCGGUACAAGCCGAAGAGUUGGACGAUUUCAUAUUUGUUGAAAUCAAUGGCAUGAAAGUUACAGACCCACACCAGUCGUACUCGCUGUUAUGGCAAGCACUGCGUGGAGACCGGGUCAGCCCGUCUCAUGCAUUGGAGCUUCUGGAGCGCGAGUUUUCGACUCCGAGCCCGCGUCGUGUUCCUUGCGUCGUCCUGAUGGAUGAACUCGAUCAGCUGGUUACGAAGAACCAAUCUGUCAUGUACAACUUCUUCAACUGGCCUGGGCUCCGGCACAGCAGGCUAAUCGUCCUUGCUGUAGCCAACACAAUGGACCUGCCUGAACGAACGUUGAGCAAUAAAAUUAGCAGCCGGCUCGGCCUGACACGCAUCACUUUUCCGGGCUAUACGUACGACCAAUUGAUGCAGAUUAUUCAAUCGCGACUCCAAGGUGUACCAGGAAAUAUUGUACAUCCUGAUGCUGUUCAAUUUGCAGCCCGCAAAGUUGCAGCUGUUAGUGGAGAUGCUCGACGCGCGUUGGACAUUUGUCGAAGAGCGGUAGAAAUCGCCGAAACCGAGGCCGAAAUCAAAUCACAGGACCGAGAUAAUGAAGUCCAGCCGGCUACACCAAGUAGGUCCGGCCGGAACAACAAAGCUAACUUGGUUCCAACCUCGCAGUCAAUCACAACUACCGGAGAGCUGGUGGGUCACAGGGCAGAUCAGGCUGGGCAUUCAGCCCAACGACGGGGCGUAGUCACAAUGGUGACGAUCAAACAAGCAAUCAACGAAGCAACGAGUAGUCCCCUGCAACAGGCGUUGCGGGCUCUUCCGCUGGCUUCCAAAGUGUUCCUGGCAGCACUCUUGGCAAGGAUACGUCGCUCAGGUAUUGGCGAAGCGGUGCUUGGUGAUGUUGUGGAUGAAGUAAAGCGAUUGGGUCUCAUGAGCCAGCUGCGACCUGUCCAUGAAUACAUUCUCGCGCCAGAGAAGGACGAUAGAAUAGACGGAGGAAUCGGCGCGGUGGUGCAGCCAUCGACGCCGUCGAAGCACCGUGACGCUCCUAACAUGGGCUCGAAACAGUCGGACCUCAAAGCUGCGAGAGCGCUUGGUCUUGCGCAUGCAGCCACUGAACUCGCUGAAGCAGGCAUCAUAGGAGUGGAGGCCCGGCACGGCGAGCGAGUGGGUCGCGUACGGCUUGGUGUUGGCGAGGAUGAAGUACGGCUGGCGUUAGGAGACGAUGAAUCUGUACACGGCUUGGGACUAGGUGCGUGA